Messenger RNA from Oncorhynchus mykiss (rainbow trout), 3344 nucleotides. RefSeq names its product TOX high mobility group box family member 2. Gene Ontology annotation, biological process: regulation of transcription by RNA polymerase II. The record is from RefSeq and is a predicted model, not a curated record. Gene Ontology annotation, molecular function: chromatin DNA binding. Gene Ontology annotation, cellular component: nucleus. NCBI's taxonomy places the organism in Eukaryota, Metazoa, Chordata, Actinopteri, Salmoniformes, Salmonidae.
UCCCCCUUUUCCCGUUUAUCAGCAGAGGUCGCAUGGCAUAUGGAGAACAGUCCAACCACUUCUCUGUCCUGGAACCAAUGUAUGAAUAUGCACCUCCGUGACAAAGCCUAUGGAGUAUGAGAACAGCGGGGGAAAAAGAAGCAACAUUAUUAGAGUCUUACGCUUUUUAAAAUAUAUAUUUUUAACAUAAACCAAGGGGGGAUAUUUAAUUAGUUCUGGAGUACGUAAUAGUAUAACCGAUCUGGAUAUUUGCAGUUACUUUUGUUCUACGGUUGAGUGAUAACUGCAUUUGGCUCUCCAAAGUGGACGCAUCUUGUAAUCUAGCGAAAAAAGGACUGUGCAUCACCGGGACGCGAGUUGGUGCAGAAGUUCGACCGCGAACGGAUGUGAGGGAAGAGUGCACUGAGAACCUCAACCCCCUUUUCUUUCUCUCCUGGCUAAACAAUAGAGUCAAAGUCAAAGACACUGAAACUGAUUUCAUGCCGUCAGUCUCACAGACCCUGACAUGGACGUGAGAUUUUAUCCUACGCACCCGUCAAGUGUGGGUUCUGAUCCAAGUUGUCUAAGCUCGUUGGACUAUUACCACGCGAACAAGAAAGAACAGUUGGGACAUCUGAAAAGGGGCUGAAAUACAGGACGGUCUCUGGAUGAUGAGUGCAGCCACAUGGGGAAACAUGUUUUUAACCAUGACACAGAGUUUGAUGGUGACAACAUGUACAUGAAUGACAAUAACCAGGAGUUUCGGUCACCAAGCCAGAACUACUCCAGUCAGGGCCGAGGAAGCAACAGUGGAGGAGGAGGGGAUGAAGACUACGAGAUCCCCCCCAUUACGCCCCCCAACCACGCUGAUCCUUCUCUGCUGCACCUUAUGGACCCCGAGUCAGGCUACACCUUUCACUCGCUGCCCCACAACGGCCUGCUCAACCCCUACUCCUACCCGGAGCUGCCCGCAGCCCUCAUGAUGUCCAACAUGCUGAGCCAAGAUAGCCAUCUUCUCUCGGGGCAUAACAUGCACUCGAUAGGGGAGAAGCGGCCCUCCUCGGAGAUGACGAAGCCCAAGCCCAAACCGCAGAAGAAGAAGAAGAAAAAGGACCCCAACGAGCCGUCGAAGCCCGUGUCAGCCUACGCCCUCUUCUUCAGGGACACCCAGGCGGCCAUCAAGGGCUCCAACCCCAACGCCACCUUCGGGGAUGUGUCCAAGAUCGUGGCCUCCAUGUGGGACAGCCUGGGGGAGGAGCAGAAACAGGCGUACAAGAGGAGAACCGAGGCGGCCAAGAAAGAGUACCUGAAAGCCCUUGCCACGUACAGAGCGAGUCUGGUUUCCAAGACCUACGACGACCCCGUCGAACCAAAAAGUGCCCAAAGCAGCCAACCCUCCCACAUGCUGCCCCCCAAGCAGCCCUUGUACAGCAUGCCUCCGCAGCCCUCCUCCCCCUACGGUCUGGGCCCUGGCUCUUUCCCCCUGUCAGACCUGCAGAGCUUCGCCGGGCCGCCCCGCCAUGCCCUGACCCGGACCCUCAGCCAAUCCCAGAUGCUGCCGCCCAGCAUGAGUGCCUCUCCCCCCUCCCCCUUCCAGAUCAGCCCGCCCCUUCAUCCCUCCCAGCUCGCCCUGCACCAGAGCUCUCUGCGCAUGCAGCAGGUCCAGUCACACUCAAUGGGGCUCCAGGGGUCUCUGCACUCACCUCCUCUCAGCCAACAGGGGUUCUCUCACAUUCAGGACUACCAGAACAGUGUGGGUGGGUCUCAGUCUCCGGGGGCGCCCAACCCAGGGCAUGGACAGAAGCCCGACUGGGAUGGCGAGUACUGCAACCGGGACUGUGGGCCCAACCACUGCAGCAGUGGCAUGGGAGUUCGGGACAAGCCUCUCUACCUCACUUGAAGCUGGUGGACCUCCAUAAGUCAAGACUCCAGGGAGUUUUCCAACAUUCAUUAACAACGUCAAUGUAUCUUUUUCCUCCAGCUUGUUUUUUUCUGAAGGAUUUUUUAAAUCCCAAAGACUGCUACUACUUCACCUUUUUGCCAAGCACUUAGACUGGACAGGAGCCUUGCUUAUUUUUUCCAUGAAUGUUCCAUUUUGUGGGGGGGUUGAGCUUUAAGCUCACAUCAACAUACCAUACACGAACCCCCCCCCCAAAAAUGUCUGUCUUUGUUUUGACAAAGGGGUCGUUGUUGGUCUGGAGGGGAGAAACACAAGUGUCCCAUUUUUCUUUUCUCAGAGUGAUUGUAAAUAUCUACCAAGAUGGAACCUGGCCCCUUAUGCCCAGAUGUGUGUAUCUAACCGCAAUCCCCUUGCUUUUUACAUUAUUUUGUCUGGUUAUGUGAUGUUUGUGCGGGCUGGAUUCAGUGAGGGAAUACACACUAAAUCUGAUCCCAGAUCUGUUUGUGCUGUCUUUGCAACUUCUAUGGUGACAAUGGCCAUAUAAAUUGACAAGACAGCACAAAUAGAUCUGGGACCAGGCUAACUCCUCUCUAAUGAAGAGAGAAAAACAAAGACUGCAAAUGAUUCAGUUCCCCAGUUGUUAUUGGGGGCUCUCUGAGAGAGAGUGUCUGCGUCUGAAAUGGUACCCUAUUCCCUAUCUAGGGCACUACUCUAGUCAAAAGUAGUGCACUAGAUGAGGAAUAGGGAGCCAUUUUGGACACCCUCUGCACUGGCCUCAGGAUGUUACUGGACUGAAGAGGUCAAAGGUGAAACCUCUCCCUUAGUUUAAACCUCUCCUGGUCCAGCGGACCAUGCCCCCCCCACUCCCCAACACCACUUGCUAAAUGUGAAAUGUUACUAAAGAUAAAAACAUAACAGUGGGUUUUAAAGUUUUUGACUAGUUUCAUUAGUAGGUGUUUUAGAAUUGUGUUGAUUUUAAUCUUUAUAAUUUGUUGUGAAAUAAAUAAAUAAUGCAUUUAAUUCUUUAAACAUUUUAGUUUUUCACUGUAGCACAAUUUAAGUUUCUAUGGUAUGGUUGCCAGGUAGAUAUUUCAUUUGCGCACAAACCUGCAAAAAUGACUUAUUUUAUUUGUAAAGACAGCGAUGAGAGAACCCAUUUCCUUUAGUUGCAGAACAUGUUUCACAAUGUUGUAAUGCUAUUUAAUUCGGUUGACAGAUUUCUAAUCUAUUUAUGAAUGAUAUGAAGUAAAGUUUUGGCUUGUUUUCAUCAGGGUGCAUUGUUAUUAUUGUUAUUAUUAAAAUUCCAUGGUAAUUUGAAUAAUUAUUAUUUGUACAUCACUUCUUCCUGGUGCAUUGACUUUUUGUCAGCAUUUGGUUCAUUGUGUGUUGCAAUGCUUCUUUUGUUUUCUUUUGUGUGUAAUAAAAAAAAUUAAGUGGAAAAUAAACAGUUUGCCUCUGCUUAUAA